Molecule: messenger RNA, 1986 nt
Organism: Dictyostelium discoideum AX4
Lineage: Eukaryota; Evosea; Eumycetozoa; Dictyosteliales; Dictyosteliaceae
Exons: 6
Coding region: 1-1986 (661 amino acids)
Biological process (GO): symbiont-mediated killing of host cell; modulation of process of another organism
Molecular function (GO): toxin activity
Source: RefSeq, a predicted model, not a curated record
AUGGCAAAUGUUUCACAACCACAAAAUUUACAACAAUGGCUUAAUUCAAGUCAAGAGUUGGCUAAAAAAUUAAAAAAUACCAAUACUUUACCAAUUAUUAGUGAUUAUCAAUUUACAAACUCAAAUGUAAAUGAUUAUACAGAGUUAAUUAAAACAGUAGUUGUUGGUGGUCUCAGUAUGAUUCCAACCAUUGGUAAUCCUUUGAGUAUUUUAGUAUCAGCAGUUUGGGCUCAUAUUAUUUCAAAUACAAAUGAAACAACAUAUGAAGUUUAUAAUUCCUAUAGAGAAAUGAUAAAAGCAACCAUUGAUAAUUCAAUUGAUAUGUAUGAUGCAUCAACAAUUAAAGCAGUAUUAACAAAACUUAAUGCAUUGGUUAUAGAUUAUACUAAAGCAAAAAAAAAUUAUAAAUUAACUCCAAAUCAAGCACCUGUUAAAAAAGAUUUAGUUGAUGCUCAUAAUUUACUUUAUAUUGAAUUAAGAGGUUCAUUAUUACCAUUAUCAGAUCUUAGAAAAGAAGGUUAUGAAGCUCAAGAAUUGGGUGCAUUUGCAUUAAUGGCUACACUUCAUUUAUUAUUAUUAAAGGAAGGUUCAACAAAUGGAAAAAUAUGGGGAAUAUCAGAAAGUAAAAUUGAAACAUUUGAACAAGAGUUUAAUAAAAAUAUGGUUGAAUAUGCUCAACAUUGUAAACUUGCCUAUUAUAAAGGUGUUGCUAAAAUUAAAGCAUUAGGUAUUGAUGGUGUAAUGCAAUUCAAUAAACUUAAUACAUUUAGAAGUUUUUGUGCUCGUUAUGUAUUUGAUUAUGUAAAUUUAUGGUCAGGUUUUAAUGAAACUAUUUAUCCAAAUGGCUGUUAUACUGAAAAUGUUAGAUAUAUCUUUUCAGAUGUAAUUGGUAGACCAAUUGAUCCAAGUCAAACAGCAAAACCAAAUAAACCAUAUUAUUAUCCAUCAUGUGAUUUUUUAGAAAAAAUUUUCAUUGACAGAGAAUUUGAUUUAUACCAAAAAGAAUUUAGAAGAGUUGAAUUCACUCAUUCAAAUGAUUUUAUGUACGCAAUUCAAAGUUUUUAUAAUGAUCCAUCAGAGUCAAGUGGUGAAAGAGUAGGUGAAAAAGUUGGUAAUUUAAACAAGUCAGGUGGUAUUAUUUUAUUACCAUCAAGUUCAAAUGCAACUGUUACUAAUUUUAUUGGAGGGUAUGAUGUUCAACCAAGAUAUAUUUCAUACCCAAGUGGUAUUUCAUCAAAUUUCUCUUCUGUUACAGUUGAUUUAGGUCCAACCAAUUGCACAGGUGGUGAAGUUUAUGAUACUGAAAUGGAUUAUAUGUCAUGUCAUUAUGCUAAAGAUAUGGAUCGUGGUGGUUAUAGCGACUUAGGAAUGAGAAUUGAUACAAAUGUAUCAGUUACAAAUCAUAAAGUUUCAACUUUUAGAGGGCUAAAUACAAAUUAUGAAACAAUGACAUUUGAUGGUUCUGAAAGAUCUGGUAUUUUGGAUGCAAUGGUAGUUGGAUUACAACCAAUUAAUAUUUACAAUGAUAAUUGGUUAUAUAAUAAUAUUGCAACUGUUGUUAAUGCACAAAAAUUUUUCAAUAGAGAGAAUUGUUCAUUUGCUCGUGAUUUCGUUUUACCAACUGUUCAUGCAAUGUGUAUCAAUGUUGGUGGUAAAUUAAGAUUUAGAUUCAAAUUAAAAGAUUCAACACAAACUAAAUAUAAUUUUGGUAUUCGAUAUCAUUAUUCAAAUACCAAUACUGAAGGAGGUUUAAUUUCAGUUCGUAAUGCAAAUGGUGUUGAAAUUUUGGGUGGUCCUGUCUCAUUGGCACAAUGUAAUGUUGAUACUGGUUCAGCAAUUAAUGAAUUUAAAACUAAAACUUUAAUGGCAAAAAUCGUUAAUUUAUCAGUUUCAACUGUUUAUUCACUUGCAAUCGUUAAUAAAGGUGGCCCAGUUUAUGUUCACUCAAUUAUUAUGUUCCCAGUUAAGGCAACAGAAGCAGCUUAA